UCUCAAUGUGAUUCUACGUGGAUCCGACAGCCCUUGUAGAGGCCGGCUGGAGGUGUAUCAUAACCGUAACUGGGGCUUGGUGUGUCAUUAUGGGUGGAAAAAAGAAAACGGAGAGGUUGUGUGUAGGUCAUUAGGGUGUGGGAAUCAUAUACACUCUGGCAUAGAAAGGAGCCGUUACAAAGAUCCAACUCCACCACAACAAUAUUGGAUGGAUGAAGUGAAAUGCACAUCUAAAGAAAAUACGCUUUUGGAAUGCCAGUAUGUUAGCAUAGAUACAAAAAAGUGCGAUGAAGAUAGUUUUGUCGCUGUUGAAUGCUCUGGAACUGUUACACUGAGUUUGAAUCUGAAUGGACGCCGUGGUACAUGUGCCGGGUUGGUGGAGUUCUCAACACCUGACGGCAUCUUUGGGGUCUGUAAUUAUGAAUGGGAUAAAAUUAAAGCAAAAAAAAUAUGUCAGGAGCUUGGCUGCGGAGAUCCUUAUAACAUUCCCAAGCCUGGAGUGUUCGUAAUACAACAGAGCAAACAAAGUGUAAGCCUUAAUUGUUUAGGCAAUGAGCAGUACUCCUGGCAGUGUAUAGAGAGGUCAGAUUGCAAGGAGGGAGUCGGUGUGAUCUGCAGCAAUCACGCAUUUUUCCGUCUGCGAGAUGGCAGCAAUGCUUGCUCUGGGUUGGUGGAAAAGUACACUGUCGAAGAAAAAUCAUGGAAGCCCCUUCAGCAGAAAAAUGAGAAGCCUGAAGUCAUCUGUACACAAAUGAACUGUGGUUCCGCCGGAAACUUCACAAACGCUAAUGGAACUAGCACACUGACAUGCUCAGACACCGUGAAACUCAACAACUUCACAGCACAGUGUUUUGGAGAUGUUUCCUUCAGUGUGAAUGGUGUUAACUAUGAAGUGUGCUACAGUGAUUCGAUUCAGUCCCAAAAAAAGCUGGGGACGGUGGUCUGUCGAGAGCUUGGCUGUGGCGACAUGGUGCGUGUGCAAAAGGGCGCCGGUACUACUGGUUUUCUGAGCGAUGUUGAGUGUCAGGGUGAUGAGCCGUCUCUGUGGCACUGCCUGGCAAUUCGUUCGAAAAUAACAUGCAGCAAGACCAAAGUUAUAUGUUCAGACAGCUUGGAUGUACGUUUGAGUGAUGGUCUGGGUCGCUGUUCUGGACGUGUAGAGGUCAAAUGGGAAGGCUCAUGGAGGCCCAUUGGCUCUGACAAGGACACUGUGAAUUUAGACAUGGUGUGUGGACAUUUUAACUGUGGUACACAUAUUCAAGUAUAUAGAGAACUUUUCUUUAAAGGAGAACAGCAGUCAAAGGAAUGGCUAUGGAGCGUCAGAUGUAAAAGCUCUUCUGGAAAGGUCAAUGAGUGUUUCGAAAGUGCUGUUCUGAUGCCACCACGUGACAAAAAUCAGAAAAACAUGGAAAUCAUUUGCCAAAAGGAAGAACUUAAGUUCUUUGAAGGGAAUUCUCCAUGUAAGGGAAAAGUGUACAUCGAGCAAUUUAAUGGCGAGACUCAAUGGCUGCCUGCAAACCCAUUGGAAAAGAAAACAGCCAGUGACCUAUGCAUUGCAAUGGAGUGUGGAUCCCUGGUCUCUUUUGAAAAGGAGCAAAGCACCGCACAUGCCAAUGUCACAUGUUCAGGGUCAAAGACGGUGGCACUUCAAAACCAGCUUGAACAAAAAUGCUGGGGAACGGUGAAGGUCUGUAGCGAUAACAAGUGUGGAGGGGUUUGCAGCAACACUUGGAGACGAGAUGAAGACUCCAAAAUGAUCUGUGGGAACCUGGGCUGUGGAGAACCAAUUCAGGCCUCCUUGCCAUUUACCAAGAUAGAUCUUCUUGUUACUUAUCAUAGUAUGUACUGCUCAGAAAAAGUACAAAACAUGAACAUGUGCAAUUUUAUUCCCGACAAAAACUCUGCUUGCAGUUCCCCAGCCAACGUGAUAUGCGCAGAAAGCAUCAAACCAAAACUGGAGGAUCCAAGAGACAAAUGUGCUGGAAAAGUGUCACUGUUUUACGCUGGGGAGUGGACACCUGUCUGCACUGACAGUCUUGGUGAAAACCUUAAAAAUACAAUCUGCAAGGAACUACUUUGUGGAAAGAGCAUAAAUGAUCAAAAUGAUAUGACUAUGCAUGAAGAGUCUAAAUCCACAGGACUAUCAACAAUUACAUGUCGGGAUAGUGACAAUUCUGUUUCCAAAUGUGACUUCAGUAAGGUUUAUAAGAAAGCAUGUUUGGCUGGCUAUCUGAAAUGCACAGAUUGGGAACGAUUGCUACUCUAUGAAAAGGAAGGUGAAUGCAGUGGUCCAGUAUAUUGUCUGCAAGGUGGAAAAACACAGCAAGUCAGUGGAACUGGAUGGAGCCAAGAGGAAGGACAAAAGCUGUGCGAGUAUCUACAGUGUGGAAAUUAUAUAUCACACUCCCCUAUUCUCAAUAACAAGACAGAGUGGCAGAUCAAACCCUACAAUUUCUCAGGGAAUAAUAAAAUUUGGCAAUGCAAGAGCCAUGAUCAGUCCAUCGAGAAACAGCUGCAGUUAAACAUCAAAUGCGAUCGUAAACCUACCAACAUUUCGCUCUCUGAUAACUGCAAAGGCAAUUUGCUCAUAGAUAACAAGCAUGUUUGUGCGUACCAGUGGAAUGGUGAGAUGUCCCACAAGUUAUGUGAAAGGCUAAAUUGCGGUAAGGCCUUACACAGCUGGCUAACAGACUCUGCCACAAAAAAUUGCUUGCAUUUCAGCUGCACUGGCAAGGAGACACUGGUGGGGCAGUGUGGCUUUAAAAAUGGCGACUGUAGGAAUACCCUCUCUGUGGCCUGUACGGAUGGUAUUGAAUUCAGCACUACCGAGAAGUGUGGUGGGAAACUUGGGAUCAGGUAUAAUGAUCAAUGGCAAUAUGUUUGUGGAAAACUGACUGAGAAUGACAUCAGGACGAUUUGUGAUAUACUCAAGUGCAAGGAUAGUCAAGAACUGCUGGAUGAACAGAAAAUUGUAAAGGCAGUGAAUGUGAAAAUUAAUUGCCCGAGCAAACAUUACAAGAUUUCUCAGUGCAUGCAUUUGAAAUAUGAAAAAUGCAGUCAUACGCCUACUGAAAUCCAAUGCGAAGGUUAUACUCCAAGGGGUAAUUCCUCAGUGGGUCUGAUAAUGGGUCUGUUAGGAGGCAUGCUGGGGUUGCUGAUUUUGUUUUUAAUAUGGACAAAUCGGAAACACCUACUUUUAGCCUUAAGACAUUUCAGAAAUAUGAAUCGCAAAGAAGUCAAUCCGAAUGUGAAUGAAAUGAGUAAGAUGGAUACAGAGGACAAAGAUUCGUCUGAGGGAAAGGCAUCGUUUUUAGAUAAGGAUGACUAUGAGGAUGUGGAUUCUCUCGUGGAUGAGUCAGGAGAGGAGGAAGAUGAAGAUGAUAGAAAAAGAGGUUCUUCUGGGACAGAAUAUGAUGACAUUGAGGGACAAGCCAAUGAAAUCUUUCCUUCUCAAACCCACCGUGAACAUGACCUCAACCUCCCUCUCCUUCCCAGGAGACCCGAGAACAUGCUUGAUCAGGACACAUAUGAAGUGGAGAUAGAGGAACAGGAAGACUAUGAUGAUGUCAUACCUGUCGAGGUUGCAGCCAAUGAAAAUGCAGGGACGGCAGGCGCACAAGCACAUGAAGGUGCAGAUUCAGAUUUAGAUGCAGCUCUGGAUGAAAAUGCAGAUGCUGUAUUGGUGAGCACAGAGGUAGAAGUUCACACUCAACCAGAGUAGCGAAGCAGCCACAUGACCAUAUUGUUCUUUGGGGUUAAUAUUAAUAAGAGAUAAGAUGGCAUGUUCUUUUAUCGGUAGAACACUGGGAAGAAAAUAUGGAUAAACAAAAGCUGUUUAAUUAUGCUGUCAAGAAGAUGUAUAAAAGCAGGCGCACAUACACAAAACUGUUUUGGAAUUUAAUUAUCUUCAAAAGAAAUAUGACUUGAUAAAAAGAGCUCAUUUUUGUGUCGAGAAACCAGUAACAAUUUACGUUCUUUAGGUUUUGAUGUGUAGUUUUGAUCCGUUUGCUUCUGUUUUGCUUUAUUUGUUUUUUAGUUUUUUAGCUCAUAAGCAGGCCCAUACCAGCUCAGCAGAAAACCUUGAAAUUAAAUUGUAAUAAGAUCAAUGCAUUUCAAAUGUUCAAAACAAUGUGGACAGAAACAGGAGGCCAGGAGGAGCAAGUAACGUAAUGCUAAAUUUCUCCAGAUCUGUUCAUAUGAAGAAACAAACUCAAGUAGGCUACAUUUUCAGCAUAUAUUAAUUUUG
Molecule: messenger RNA, 4246 nt
Organism: Puntigrus tetrazona (Sumatra barb)
Lineage: Eukaryota; Metazoa; Chordata; Actinopteri; Cypriniformes; Cyprinidae
Product: scavenger receptor cysteine-rich type 1 protein M130
Exons: 17
Coding region: 209-3721 (1170 amino acids)
Cellular component (GO): membrane
Source: RefSeq, a predicted model, not a curated record